Drosophila serrata is the source of this 2670-nucleotide messenger RNA. RefSeq lists its product as uncharacterized. Lineage: Eukaryota; Metazoa; Arthropoda; Insecta; Diptera; Drosophilidae. Gene Ontology annotation, molecular function: protein binding. The record is from RefSeq and is a predicted model, not a curated record.
AUGGAUUAUAUUCUAUGUCUAUUCCUGGUGCCAGCUAUAAUCGUUUUGGGGGUCCCCGAAUCCGAGUUUUCCUGCAAUGAAAAUAACUGCAACUUCACGGAUAUGAAUUAUACCGAUAAAAGAGAACUCAUUCUGGACUCUUGCAGAAACCUGACAGUGCUGAAGCUUACGCCGCACAUUCACUUCUUGGAAUUACGGAAUUGCACAAGUAAUAACCUCAGUGUAGACGACAUCAGUGAGCUGGCUCUGCUUAGGCACUUUUUGCUGCACAGUGGACACUUUGUGGAGCUGAGCGAUGAAAUGUUUGCCAAGUUGUCCGGUUUGGAGCUACUCGGAGUAACCUUUAGUGACAUAGAACGGGUCUCUGCUAACGCUUUCAAGGGGCUCUCCAAGCUGUGGCUCCUCUCCCUUGAUAACAAUAGCAUAAGCAGUUUGCCGGAUAAUGUCUUUCAGCCACUUCCAAAUCUAAGUUACCUCUACCUCAGCAGUAAUAGGUUCGUUACUCUUCAGGACAACCUCUUUACUCAUAACCCAAACCUAAGAGUGAUAACUCUCGAUGGAAAUCCGCUAACAAAGCUAUUGCCGAAAACUCUGGAGUCCUUUACAGAGCUUUAUGUCCUGGACCUAAGCAACUGUAGUUCCCUUCAUGAGCUCCAAGUGCACAGCACUGAUACCCUGAUCCUAAACAAUAGCGCACUUAACAGACUCGACAUAUUUGGAAAUGUUGGCAAAGUCCGGGCCGAAAAUAAUCAGAUUUCCGUUCUCAACAUCCACAACAAGAUUCCGGUCAUCGAGCUGGAUCUGCAUGGCAACAAGCUAGAAUCCCAUUUGCUACCCGGUAUCCUCUUGGGCAUGUGGAGACUCCAACAUCUGGACCUUUCCAUGAACCAAAUAGAAGAUCUGCCCUCCCUCAAGAGCGCAAAUCCUGGCGAGGCCUUUAUUUUACCCAAUCUCAUGUUUGUCAACCUGUCGGGCAAUCGAUUGGAGACCCUGCGUGGUGAUUCGCCCAUGCUAUCCCCCAGUCUCAUCCACCUGGACAUAUCGUACAACAGGAUACGCGUCCUAGAGCCACAUGUCUUCGUGUCGCUACUUCCAGCUAUUUUUGUUCUGGGGAUCACCGAUUUCGAUCCCACCUGCGAGGGAAUCACCUGUGACGGUACCGAUCUAGACUCAAACGACACCGAAGACAAACCUGCUGCCGCGCAUCAGUGGGAGCUCCAUCUGGACGACUGCAGUAACCUCACAGUGCUGAGGCACUCCCCCAAUCUGCACACCCUGGACUUGGCAAACUGCUCCAGUGGCGACCUGCAUGCGGACGACCUCAGUGCGUUGCCCAAUCUUGGCUACCUUCAUUUGCGUGGUGGCCAUCUGCCCGAGCUGAGUGAUGGACUGUUUGCCAAGCUGCCCGAUCUGAAGGUUCUUGAGCUGGGAGGCAACGCCAUAAGCCGAAUUCCUGCCACCACCUUCAGGGGACUCUUUAAAUUGUGGCUGCUUGGAUUGCAGGACAACAACAUUACCGCCCUGCCCGAUGGAAUAUUCCUCCAGCUUCGAAAGCUUCUACAUCUUGACCUUGGCAAUAAUAAGAUAGAAACCCUUCAGGAAGGAAUCUUUGCUGGAAGCCCCAGGCUGCAGAUCCUACUACUACAUGGAAAUCCGUUAACCAACGUAUUUCCUUCGGCUCUACGGUCACCGAGGCGGCUUAUUCUCCUGGACCUGAGCAACUGUGGCCUCCUGGAGGAACUGCAUCUCAAUGACGCCUACAUUCUCAUGCUGGAGAACAAUGACAUGCGGAGCCUUUCCAUCGAGGGCAGUGUGGCCAAGCUUCAGGCGGCGAAUAAUGAGCUAACCCAUCUCAGCCUGAGCGACAAGAAAUCCAUUGUCAAGCUGGAGCUACAUAAAAACAAACUGGAGGCCGAUGACAUUCCCAGUAUGGUCAUGGGGAUGUGGAGGCUUGACUACCUAGAUCUGUCAAAGAACCUUAUCGACAGUCUGCCUGUGCCCAGUGGCGACAAUGCAAGUGAGUUCUUCCUCCUGCCCAAUCUCAGGUUCCUGAACCUGUCGAGCAAUCUCCUAGAACACCUGCACAGCGACUCGCCGCUGCUGUCCCCCAGUCUCAACUACUUGGACCUUUCGUACAAUUUAAUAUAUAGCCUAGAGCCCCAUAUCUUCAGCUUGAUCAAGGAGCUGAAGGGCCUGCACAUCGAAGGGAACCUCAUCCGGGAGUUCCAAUACGAUCACUUCUACCAGCAGCAGCCACGCCUUAGGGAGUUGUCGCUCUUCGAUAACGUAUUCACCACGGAAAGUUACCAUGCCAUCACCAAAUACUUCACGGAAGCCGGAGUCAGAGUCAUAGAAAAGAUUCGGGGAUCAACUCCUGGUCACAAUAUCUCGGGGAACUUUAUGGAGAAAUCUGAUCUAUCACCACCAAAAAUGGGGCACCGUUUUCCUAAACUUCAGCAAUGCACGGCUCUUGAAAAAUGGAGCUCGGGGGAUAUAGUGAUCUUUACAGGCCUAUUGGCAUCUCUUGUCCUUAAUGUGAUCCUUCUCCUGCAAUUUCGAUACUCCCGCAGACGUGAGAAAUGCCUUAUUUCGCUUUCUCGGAUUUUAGGAAAGAGACGAAGGUCCAAUAUGGAAGCCAGACUCGUCAGUAUUGAAGACUCGGAAAUAUGA